Messenger RNA from Cannabis sativa, 1814 nucleotides. RefSeq lists its product as uncharacterized. The record is from RefSeq and is a predicted model, not a curated record. Lineage: Eukaryota; Viridiplantae; Streptophyta; Magnoliopsida; Rosales; Cannabaceae. Bases 362 to 1003 code for a protein of 213 amino acids. The transcript is spliced from 2 exons.
GCAGGCAAUCGACGUUGCAUAUUUAGGCGUGCUACUCUCUCUCUCUUCCAUGGCGAAGAAGAAAUGAGUUGGGCGAAAGCCUAUUUCUCGACAAGCUGAAUUGGAUCCCCCUUCAAUCCAAGAUUGUGAGAAUAUAGAGGGUAAUGGUGAGAUUGAAAAAGAGGGACUUGACCUGAUUGGUGAGCUGGUCCAAAAUGAAGGAAGUGCGAAAUUAGUUCUUGAUAGCAAUCCUGGACGUGGAAGCUGUAAUUGAUCAUGGGCGGAGGAGGUUAAAUAAGAAGACUUUCAAGCUAAUUCACACCAGCAAUGAAAGUAAUUUACUUUUGGUAAGAUUGCUUAUCAUGAUGCUAAACUAUCGUUUAUGGAACCUCUAAUUCAUGAAGGACAAAAGAUUGCUAAAGUUGAUGUGGAGGAAGUGAAAAUGCAAGCUGGGAAUUGGAGUACUGUUGUUAUUUGUAUGGUUCUUGGUGCAAACCCUCCAUUUGCAGUCUUUGAAGGGUUCAUUAGGAGAAUGUGGGGCAAAUUGGGGAUAGUUCAGGUGGUGAGAGUGAAUGCAGGAUUCACCAUUGUUAAGUUCAAUGAUGAGGCUACGAGGGAUCUUAUUCUUAAAGAGGGGAUGAUUCAAUUUGACCGUAAAUCGGUUAUUAUUCGACCUAGAAUGUUUGUGGAAAUGGACAUUACGGAUGAUCCACCCAAAACCAUUGAAUUUCUUAGUGAACAUGGAAGAUUGAUCGAGCAGGAUGUUGAAUACGAAUGGCUCUCAACUAAAUGCAAGAAAUGUGGUGGUUAUGGGCAUGGGAUGAUGGAUUAUAGGAAAGGAGAGAAAACUCAAUUUGUUAAAAAGGCUGGUGUUGGUAAAGAAAAGAUUGAGUUGAAAACUCCUACUAAUGAGAAGCAAGAACAGGAGGCAGCCCCAAUAAAUGAGAAAGAGCCACAUGAUAAAGAAAAACAAGAAAGGGAAGAGACAAUCAAAGAGAAAGGAAAGAAGACUGUUGAAUGGUAGACACCAAAAAAAAAAAAAAGUUCAAAGAAGAUCAAUGAUGCCAAAAGAGAUUCAGCAUGCUGAAAUGGAGCUUGGAAAAGUUGAUAACAUGAAAAAUGCUUAUGAGGCUUUGCAGGAAGGGCCUAUGGAUGAAUUGCAAGGAAUGGAGGGAAUAGGGUGGCCAAGAAAGAGCUAGAAGAUGCAAAUAAUUGGUUGGCUAUGGGGGUUAGUUGGCUGUCUUUCUAGCUCUGGAUCAAGAUAUACUUGGACUAAUAAUCAAGAAGGCGAAGAUAGAAUUUAUUCGAGAAUAGAUCAUGUGUUCAAGAAUGAGGAGUGGAUUGAUACCUUCCCUAGCUCCAAAGCUUACUUCUAAUGGGAAACUAUUUCAGACCAUUGUUCGUGUAUGGUUACUUUCGCUCGUCCUCAAAAUAUUGGCAUUAAACCAUUUAGAUACUUCAACUUUUGGUCUGAACAUGAGGCUUUCAAGGAUGCAGUUAUGACUAGUUGGUCUAAACCUAUACAAGGGUGAUGGGCUGCAGGCUGUCUAUUUGAAGCUUCUGAGGCUAAAGCAUGUCCUAAGGAAGUUUAAUAAAAACAUUAUUGGGGAUGUGAAAGUUAACUACUAUAGGGAAAAAGAGAAGUAUCAAGAGGUUAAAAUGCAUGAGCAAAUAUUGGUUAUUCUGAAUAAGCCAACGAGAUUUCAUGAAUGCACACCACAAACAUCAAGAGCUUGUUUGGUAGUAUUUUCAGUUUUUAGUUUUUAAAAUUGUGUUUUUAAAAGUGAGAAUAGAAAACAGUUUUUUGUCAUUUUAAAAAUUUAAUGCGUGUUUGG